UGAGCAAUCUAAUUGUGAACUGAUCUAAUAUCACCCCAUGGCCAAUCGCUUCCUUGUCCUCCUUCUCAUAUUCUCUAGUUUUUCUAUAAACAUUCACGCAUGCAACCAAACUGAACGCAGCUCUCUUCAGUCCUUUGCCCUCACUUUGUCAACUUCAACUCCUCUAAAUUGGACUUCCGGUGAGUGCUGCCGCUGGGAGGGCAUCUCUUGUAAUCCGGGUGGUUCGGUCACUCAUUUGAGCUUACCCUCCAAAGGCCUCAAACUCAAAGGAGGUAAUUUUCCUUCUUCAUCACUUGAAAAUCUCCCGCAUCUCACCCACCUCAACCUCUCCCAUAAUUCAUUUUAUGGUUCGAUAGAGCUAAGUAAUGGCUUCUUCUUGUCCUUGAGUCAUCUUGAGGUCCUUGAUUUGAGCUAUAACCUUCUCUCCGGAGAGCUACCACUUUCUCUGCCAUCCAUCAAUAUUCAGAUUGUGGAUUUGUCCAACAAUAACUUUCAUGGUGCAAUUCCAUCUUCAUUUUUUUGACAAGCUAGCAAUUUGACUAGUUUUAGUGUCAGCAAUAAUAUGUUGUCAGGGUCUAUCCCCUCAUCGGUUUGUCAUAAUUCUUCACCCUUCAUUACGUUAUUGGACUUCUCCUUCAACAAUUUCAGUGGCAGUAUAUCUCAUGGAAUAGGGGAGUGUUCCCAACUAAAGGUUUUUCGUGCCGGGAACAAUAACCUUUCGGGAUUACUUCCACAAGAUAUCUAUAAUGCUACCAUGCUUGAAGAAGUUGCAUUACCAUUCAAUUUUCUUAAUGGAGUCAUUAGUGAUAGAAUCGUCAACCUCACCAACCUCGCAAUUCUUGACCUCCACUUUAAUCAAUUGAGUGGCAUGAUCCCCCUACACAUUGGGAAACUCUCCAAGUUGAAACUCUUGUUCCUUCAUUUCAACAAUUUCGAAGGUUCUGUACCCCCAUCUCUGAUGAAUUGCUCUAACCUUAGAGAGCUGAAUCUUGGAAUCAACUAUCUGGAAGGAAAUAUCUCUACCCUUAAUUUCUCGAGACUAAGUAAACUUAGUAAACUUGAUCUUGGUCAGAAUCUGCUCACUGGUAUCUUACCAAGUAGCCUUUACUCAUGCCGGUCUCUUAGAGCAAUUCGACUGAGUCAUAACGAUUUAGAAGGAGAAAUUCAACCUGAGAUUCUAUCAUUGACAUCCUUGUCCUUCCUCUCGCUCGGUUUCAAUAGGUUGACCAAUAUCUCAAGGGCAAUGAGGAUAUUGGGGCGUUGCAAAAGUCUUGUAUACUUAUCCUUCGCCUUUGGUUUUCGAGGUGGGGAGUUGCCGGCUGAUCUUGGCGUGGUUGAUUUUGAUGGACUACAAAAUCUUCGGCUUUUGGCUUUAGAUGAUUGUGGCUUCACUGGUCAAAUACCUGUAUGGUUAUCUAAGGUAAAGAAGCUAGAGGUCUUGGAUAUGUCUUUUAAUAGUUUAACAGGUUCCAGUCCUAGUUGGUUGGUGAAUCUUCCAAGGCUCAAUUUUUUGAACUUGGAAGCUAACCUAAUUUCAGGUGAAUUUCCAAAGGAACUUUGUAGGCUCCCGAUGUGGGUAUCCGAAAAGACUGCUAAUCAAGAGGAUGAUAUCGAGCUUGAAUUGCCUGUCUAUGGAUCCCGAGGUCCAACAGUGUUUGUACAAUACACAUUGUCUUACUUUCCUCCUGCAAUGGACUUAAAGAGUAAUAACAUUAGUGGUAGCAUACCUAUUGAGAUUGGCCAAUUGCGGCUUCUCCGUCAUUUGGAUCUUAGCAACAACAACUUCUCAGUAAACAUUCCAGAGCAGAUAUCAAACCUUAAGAACAUGGAGACAUUGUACCUUUCCAAGAAUCAUUUGUCUGGGAAAAUUCCAUCGUCACUCUCGUGGCUUAGUUUUCUGAAAGACUUUGAUGUUUCAUACAAUAACCUUGACGGCGAAAUACCAACAAGCACUCAGCUCCAGAGCUUCAGUGCAUCGGCAUUUGAGGGGAAUCCGAAACUUUGUGGCACUCCACUUCCAACUGAGUGUCAGCCAACUAAAGGCAAGGAUGCAGAUAACAAUAACAUUAAUGAAGAUAGUACGGAGGAUGAGGAUGAAGAUCAAAUUCCAUGGUUGCAUGUUUUUGUUAUUCUUGGGUUCAUUUUAGGAUUUUGGGGUGUUUGUGGCCCUUUGGUGCUGAAGAAGAAGUGGAGGUAUGCAUAUUUCGAAGUCCUAGACAAUGCUCAUAAUAGGAUUUAUGUGAUGGUAAUCAGGUGUAUAGCCAAAAUGCAGAGAAGGCUUAGAAGCUAGAGUAGAGUAGAUUACUCCCAAUAACUGUUUCAUUUUUCCUGUUCUCUUAUUGUUGUUUGGUGC
Rosa rugosa (rugosa rose) is the source of this 2353-nucleotide messenger RNA. Its product is annotated as receptor-like protein 3. The record is from RefSeq and is a predicted model, not a curated record. Gene Ontology annotation, molecular function: protein binding. The transcript has a single exon. NCBI's taxonomy places the organism in Eukaryota, Viridiplantae, Streptophyta, Magnoliopsida, Rosales, Rosaceae. Bases 563 to 2290 code for a protein of 575 amino acids.